Molecule: messenger RNA, 932 nt
Organism: Melitaea cinxia (Glanville fritillary)
Lineage: Eukaryota; Metazoa; Arthropoda; Insecta; Lepidoptera; Nymphalidae
Exons: 1
Coding region: 28-615 (195 amino acids)
Source: RefSeq, a predicted model, not a curated record
CGGUAGUAAGCAUCCAAAGCAACAACAAUGAAAACUUUCGCUUUUGUUCUUCUUUUGGGAGCUGUGGUUAUGGCUGAACCGCCUCAGUAUAGACAGGCGAGAUUCAGGUCACAGAGGCAAGAAGUUGAAGGUCAAGGAGUGGAUGCUCCUUACGCGCCGGCCGGUUACAGGCCAGCCAAGGCAUUUAAUUUGCCAACGCAUCAAGAGUACUCGCCACCAGCUACAAAUUAUGGAAUCCCUGCUGAUAGCUACGGUGCUCCGUUCAAUACAUAUUCGACCCCGCAAUCUCAAUAUGGCGUCCCUCAAGAAACCGACAACAAUAAUAAAUAUGACCGGGAAGAGGUAGAAAAUGUUAAUGAAGCAAACGAUGAACAACAGAAAGAGAAUAUCAAGGAGGAGCCUAAAAAUGACGCUGAGGUAAUAAGUGCCCAAGGAGCUUACUACGUUCUGCUACCAGGAUCCCAACUCCAAAGAGUUCAGUUCCAAACUGAAAACGAUGUACGUAAUAUGGCCUACACAGCUAAAUUACAAUACAAAAACGAAGACCGAGCGCCAAUUUUCGUGUACACUGCUGUUCCUCAAUACCAAUCGGCUGCUUACAUCCAACUAUUAUAAAUUUUAAAAUAUUACAAUUAAUGCCAUUCGAAUAACGGGAUUGAAAAAAAAAAUCAACUGAAAUUAUGUGAUGCGUCAAUGUUGUUAAAUAUCUUGUUUCAUCCAAAAUAUCUGUAAAUUGACGCUGAAAUUUUUUAUUACGAAUAGUGAUUACUUAAAGGCAGGUGUCCCGCUUGUUGCUUGUGUUAAAAUAUUAUUCUCUCGUGAAUUAGGGAAACGAGAAUGCUAAAGGGUGGCUUUGUCGAUUAUUUGAAUGGUAUGAAUUUAAUUAUUUAUUACUUGACGAAUACGAAAUGACAAUAAAAGGUUUUACGUAA